Danio aesculapii is the source of this 2257-nucleotide messenger RNA. RefSeq names its product tetraspanin 4a (gene tspan4a). The record is from RefSeq and is a predicted model, not a curated record. The coding region runs from base 880 to 1845 and encodes 321 amino acids. Gene Ontology annotation, cellular component: membrane. The transcript is spliced from 7 exons. Lineage: Eukaryota; Metazoa; Chordata; Actinopteri; Cypriniformes; Danionidae.
CUCUCUCACACACACACACACACACAGUGCAUCCUCUUCUGCAGGAGCUGCUUUAUUCCUGAAGUCAGGCACAGAGGACAGACUCUGAAUCCGCAAACCAGCCUUGUAAACCCGGAUGAGGAGGAAGAGGCAUCGAUCAUGAGGAAGGAAAUGCAGAAAUGAAGGAUCACAGAGAUCAAACACCCGAUGCCGAGCGGCAGCAGAAGAGGCUCCAUAUUCAAGGUGGAAAUCUUCCUUGGCGAUCUCUGUAAAGCUCAGAGACGUGUGCUUCAUCUGUAUUCAGCAUCGUCCUCAUUUUCAUCUUCAUCAUCCUCUUCUUCAUGGUCGGCAGCUUCAGCAGGUGUGCAGGUCACAGAAACACUGGAGAAUCUCUGCAGGACGGCCGAGGCCUGAUCACAGAUCAGCGGACACCAGCUGCGCAUUCAAAAGAGGAGAAGAAGAGGAGUCUCCAGCGGGACUGAAACCUUAAUCACUGCAGGAGUUACUGGAGCCUCGCGUUAUUGAUAGGAGAGGGUUCAAGUUAUUGAUAGAGUUAGGGUUAUUGAUAGGGUUAGGGUUCGAGUUAUUGAUAGGGUUAGGGUUCGGUACUUGAUAGGACAUUGAACAGUGAUGAGGCUUGGCUCCGGCCUGUCGUCCUGACUCUAGCGCUGGGUUUCUGGAACAUCUCGAGUUUCUGUCUUUAAAGAUGUGAACUGCUUUUCUACAGUAAACCCUAAAAGAACAAACAGAAAUGUUGGAGCUUUAAGGUCAGCAGGCGUGAGCUCUUAUACUUGCUGGUUGAUCACAUUUCUGCUCUGUGACCCCGGUGUUGUAAAAGUGGGGAUCAUCUGGCCCCUGGGGGUCCGGGCUGCGGCCCCGGCUCCUGCCCCGAACCCUAAGAUGCGCCGCUCGAGUACGGACGAAACCCCGUACCGCCGCAGCCCAUCUGUGGACAGUAAGUCGGGGUCGCCGCCUCUACGAUACAGCGGCGAGUACGAGUACCACAGCUCACCCUUCGUCUUCGGCCUGCGCACCACACCCGGCCCCAAGACUAAAGCCAGCUACACCAGUGCGCAGGGCAGAAAAUAUGUGGUGUUUUACCUGGAUCUGUCCUUCAUCUUCCUCCUAGAGCUGCGGCGCUGCAGGAUGGCGGAGGGCUGUCUGCGGGCGCUGCGAUACGGGAUGGUGUUCUUCAAUCUGCUCUUCUGGCUGUGUGGCUGUGGGAUUCUGGGAGUUGGAGUUUGGCUCUCCAUCACGCAGGGAAACUUCGCCACACUCUCGUCCUCGCUGCCGUCGCUCUCCGCCGCUAACCUACUGAUCGCCGCGGGCACCGUUGUCAUGGUGAUCGGCUGUCUGGGCUGCGUGGGUGCGGUCAAGGAGAACCGGCCAUUGCUGCUCAGUUUCUUCAUCCUCCUGCUCCUGAUCUUCCUGCUGGAGAUCCUCUUCAUCAUCCUGUUCUUCGCCUAUCAGGAUCAGAUUGAUCUGUAUGCUCAGAAUGACCUGAAGAAAGGCCUGCAGCUCUUCGGGACUGAGGGCAACAUCGGUCUGACCAACGCCUGGAGCAUCGUGCAGACAGACUUUCGCUGCUGUGGAGUGACCAAUCACACAGACUGGUUUCAGGUGUAUAAUGCCUCUCGUGUGCCGGACUCCUGCUGUCUGGAAUACAGUGAUAACUGCGGCCUGGAGAACCCCGGCACCUGGUGGACAGCUCCAUGUUAUGAGAGAGUUAAAGGUUGGCUGCAGGAGAAUCUGGUGGCUCUGUGGAUUUUCGCUUUGUGUACGGCCCUAACACAGAUCCUGGGUCUGGUGUUCUCCAUGACCAUCUUCUGUCACACAGUGAAGGCAGCGGACACUUACUAUGCGUAGACUCUUGGCGGAGCAGAACUGACCAAUCCCAGCUCAGCUGUUCUCUGAUCUCUCACACACACACACACACACACAGGGAUCUUCAGGAUGUUCUUCAGUGUAAAUAUGCUGUCUGUCUGGGAAACUGUGGGGCGACGCUACACACAGCUGCCAUCGCUGAUCAUCUAGACUGAGCUCAGGAGAUGGAGGGAGGACGCUGGUGAAGAAGAACAGCAGAGUAAAGGAGAGCUGUGUUUAUAAUCAGUCAGGCAUCUGCAGCGCAGCUCUUCAGCGCACACACACACACACACACACACACACACGUUAAACAUUAAUACUGUAUAUUUCAUCAUUUAACCCCUAAAGCACACCUGUUAGUCGAGCAUCAGUGUGUUCCUGUGUUUAACUGAGGAAUAAAUUUACAGAAAACACA